Molecule: messenger RNA, 684 nt
Organism: Alternaria triticimaculans
Lineage: Eukaryota; Fungi; Ascomycota; Dothideomycetes; Pleosporales; Pleosporaceae
Exons: 1
Coding region: 1-684 (227 amino acids)
Source: RefSeq, a predicted model, not a curated record
AUGACGUCUACAAUCACCACAACACCGACGACGACGUACAACUACGUCUACACAACCUACACAAACGCGUCGCCGAGCCCUUUCACCAAACCCACAGAGUUCCCGUCCAUCUUCAGCUACGGCCCUGCAGUAGGAUGCGCCUCCAACUCUGCCAUGCCCGAUACACCCGCGCAGCCUUCCAAUUACCCUCUCGGUCGACCGUCCGGCCGCGAUGGCGGAUGCGUCAUCAGCAACGACGCGGACUUCAACGACCAUGCUUUCUGGGACAUGUACGCGUGCUGUUCUGGAAACGAUAGCACCGCAAUGGGCAGCCCGUUCCCUUGCACGGCAAUGUGCUCGGCUAGCGACGAACAGAGCUUCUUGGAGCUGGGAGAGUGUCUGAGCAAGAGGGUCGACGUUGUUAUCUGCACUCCGCCGUUCGACGAGAUUAGCAAGAAUUCGACGGACCCGGAUACGGCUAGUAGCAGCAGUUCUGCUGCACAGUCGUCAUCGGCGAGGACGAUGAGCGAGAGCGGCCUGACUGCGAGCUCAAGUGGCGAUGCGAGCGCGAGUGCUAGCUCUUCGAAUGCGGACUCGACGGGCGCUGCCAGUGCGGUGGGUGUUACACAUGGUGCGUUUUCGAAGGCUGGGCUGGCGGUAUUCGGCAUCAUGGCGCUCUGCUCCGCUGCGGGCAUGUUCUUGUAG